Chelonoidis abingdonii (Abingdon island giant tortoise) is the source of this 3400-nucleotide messenger RNA. RefSeq names its product ETS transcription factor ELK3 (gene ELK3). NCBI's taxonomy places the organism in Eukaryota, Metazoa, Chordata, Testudines, Testudinidae. Gene Ontology annotation, biological process: cell differentiation; regulation of transcription by RNA polymerase II. Gene Ontology annotation, molecular function: sequence-specific DNA binding; DNA-binding transcription factor activity, RNA polymerase II-specific. Gene Ontology annotation, cellular component: nucleus. The record is from RefSeq and is a predicted model, not a curated record.
AAGAGGUGGAGGUCAGAGGGAGCUGCUGGAGCUCCUUGUAUGUGUGUGUAUGUGUGUGUGUGUAGUUACCGUUUCCAUUUUACUAUGUGUGUGUCUUACAUUACAGCAAUGCUGCACAUCAGCGGCCAGAGAGAGGGGAGAGGGGAGGAAAAGCCUGUUUACACAGACUGCAAACCGCCUGGGGAAUAAUGCAGGAAAGGAAGUGAGCCGGCUCUCUGUCUGACUGCUCCAACUUCCUGCUCUCACACACACAUACACACCAACCAAAAAAAAAAAAAAAAAGAAAAAAACCAGGAUCUCAUUACAAGAGCAACAGAGCGCUUGCAGAAGACUGUCAGCAUGGAAAACCAGAGGAUUUUACCCAGCUCCCUUUAAACUACAAGGAGAGAUUGGAAAAGUCCACCAGGCUCUGGGUAUGGAGAGUGCAAUCACACUGUGGCAGUUCCUAUUGCAAAUGCUGCUGGAUCAGAAACACGAGCACCUGAUCUGUUGGACAUCCAACGAUGGGGAAUUCAAGCUACUCAAAGCAGAAGAGGUGGCCAAGCUGUGGGGACUCAGAAAAAACAAAACUAAUAUGAAUUAUGACAAGCUGAGCAGAGCUCUCCGAUACUAUUAUGACAAGAACAUCAUCAAGAAAGUGAUUGGACAGAAGUUUGUGUACAAGUUCGUCUCCUUUCCUGAGAUUUUGAAAAUGGAUCCUCAUGCUGUGGAAAUCAGCAGAGAGAGCCUCUUGCUGCAGGACAGCGAGUGUAAGAUGCUUUCCGAGGGCAGAGACCAGCACAAGCACAAUGUGUCAGCUCUGAAAAGCACAAGCCGUAAUGAAUAUAUCCAUUCUGGGCUGUACUCUUCUUUCACCAUCAACUCCCUGCAGAACCAGCCAGACACUCACAAGCCAAUCAAAACAGAAAAACUGGAGGAGAAGUCGGAAGGAAACACACCGGUGGAAGAAGUCAGGACUGUUAUAAGAUUUGUGACAAACAAAACAGACAAGCAAGUGAUGAGGCCCAUUGUGUCGUUGCCAUCGACGUCCGAAGCAGCAGCUGGCUCUGCUUUUCUCGCCUCUUCAGUAUCAGCUAAAAUAUCUUCUUUAAUGUUGCCUACCACAACCAGCAUUUCAUCUACUACUUCGCCGUCUUCAUCACGGUCUCCAUCUCUGUCUCCUCACUCACCCCUCCCUUCAGAUCACAGAAGCCUCUUUCUUGAGUCCAGUUGCCAUGACUCAGAUUCUCUUGAGCCUCUGAACCUUUCUUCAGGUUCCAAGACGAAAUUUCCAUCUCUUCCCCCAAAGGCUAAAAAACCCAAAGGCUUGGAAAUCUCAGCACCGCCCAUGGUUCUUUCCAGCACCGAUAUUGGUUCCAUCGCCCUCAACAGCCCAGCACUUCCUUCAGGAUCCCUGACUCCAGCGUUCUUCACUGCACAGACCCCAAAUGGAUUACUGUUGACCCCAAGUCCACUGCUGUCUAGCAUUCACUUUUGGAGCAGCCUUAGUCCUGUAGCUCCUUUGAGUCCUGCCAGGCUGCAAGGACCAAACACCUUGUUCCAGUUUCCAACUCUGCUAAAUGGUCACAUACCAGUACCAAUCCCCAGUUUGGAUGGGGCCUCUUCUCCAGUACUGCUUUCUCCAAAUGCUCAGAAAUCCUGAUGACGUCUCAUCACGUUAAGGACUCAUUAACAGAUUUAAUGCAUUCAUUCCCAUGGGUUAGUUUUUCCUGUGUCAUGAGAAGGACAUUGUGAAACCCUCCAUUUCUUUGGUUUGCACUUUUCAUUACAUGGAUCUACUUUUAUUAUGUUAGCAUUUUUAAACAGUGUUUUUAUAUAUAUAAAAAUCUGUUUUGCAUUAAGUGAACUAUAAUUGUGUUUUUCAUAGCUCUCAAGUGUUGAACACUGUUGUUGAUGAAGUACUUUUCUUAAUGGAUUUCAACAAUGUAUCUAAUAAGGAUGUGAAGCUUUUUUUAUCCCUUUUUUCUGCAUAUUAUGCAUUGUGCUUGUGUAAAGUAUAACCGGCUGUGCCUUCUUUUGCAUAAUAUUAUGCAAAUGAUUUAUAUAUUUUCUAGUAUUAAGAUAAAGGUUGAAAGACAUAACUAGUAUUGAACAGCCCUAUGUGUUUUUUUCCACAGAUAGGCCAUAAUGAUGCAGUGUAUUCAUGUAACUUUGUAUUAAGUGCUUCCAAAUUGUAUAAAAAAAUAACCGUAUGAUUUUUCUUUGCUAAACUGAAAGAACAUAGUAAAUGUUAUGUCCAGGAAAUGCAUUUAAGAAUAACUAAGCCAUAGCUAGAUAAAUGCUGAAGCCCACUUUCCCCUCUGACGUAACUCCAUUGACUUUCACAGAGUUACACCAGGGAGGGACUGGGCCCUGAACAGUCAUAAAAUGUUUUAAUGGUAUUUUGUAAAUGUGUCUGCAGAGAAAGAAGACUCACUCAAUACUUGUUAUUUUCAUAAAUUGCUUAUGAAUUGUUGGAAUAACAGCUGAAAAGACCCAUCAUGUACUUUCCAUCCUCCUGGCUGAUGUAGGAUUGUUCCCUCUGUUGGUUUUCCAAGUGCUUUGUCCCGUUGUUCCAAAUGUCUUUCAUUGCUUCCCUUGGAAGAAUAUUGCAGCUACUUAGCUGUCAGAAUAUGAGGCUUUCCCCAGAGCUGCAGAAUUUGUUGACCUUUAAAUUAACACCUUGUGCUUGUAAAGAGCCCUACCAUAUUCAUGGGAUUGUACAUGUGGAAACAUCAAGUAUCUGAGAAUUGUGGAUUUGUAAGUAAUGCUGCAUCGCUAUCUGUAUACAACCUAAAGAUAAAUGUAUUAAGCAUGCACUCUAGCUUGAGGUGGUGGUGGCUUAGUCAUCUCAAAGUGCCAGGUUAGAAAUACCUAGACUCCAUGGCACCACAGAUUCCAAACUUGGCAGGGCUGACACAACCCUUGUCUUUUAAGGUAGAUAAAUUGGGUUGUGUGCAGUAUCCUGUGUGGAUCUCUCAGAUGAGAUCUUUAAAACACAACAAAAUACUCAAAUGAGGAUCUUCUUUGUUACAGCUGGUCAAUAAAGAUCCCACUGCACUUUUUGUGUGACUAGUGGGUUUUGCCCAUGUAACUGGCAAAACUCCUCUUUCUUGAAUUGUAUGAAGUGAGCUGUGUGCCAGUUGUCUGCCUGGAUGCAUUUCAGUGGUGAUGCAUGUGUUUAGUUGUAAAGUGGUUUGCAAUCCUUCAAGAUGAAAGGUGCUAAAUAAACAUUUUAUUAGUAAAGUUCUGAUAUUUAAAGGCCAUUUUUGGGGGCGAGGGAGUGUGAUGAGAGCAAGCUUCUUCCUGAGGCUCCAUGGUCUUGCAACCCAAAAUGACUCCUGCAUUUUAUUGACCUGAAGAGCUCUGUGUGGCUCGAAAGCUUGUCUCUUGAACCAACAGAAGUUGGUCCAAUAAAAUA